Molecule: messenger RNA, 2061 nt
Organism: Alternaria rosae
Lineage: Eukaryota; Fungi; Ascomycota; Dothideomycetes; Pleosporales; Pleosporaceae
Exons: 1
Coding region: 252-1799 (515 amino acids)
Molecular function (GO): metal ion binding; ATP binding
Source: RefSeq, a predicted model, not a curated record
GCAUGAACGCAUUGCGUGACUACGAGCCGUCCGUCUGCACCACUAAUUCCUACUUACUUGCAGCUCGCAUUGCAGUGCAGCGCAGCUUGCAGGCUUUUGCAAGGGCAUAGUUGAGACCACUCUCGGUCCUUUUUUUUGAUAAGGUAUCGCCGUUGGUGGUGUGUUGGGAAACGUCUGAACGGUGAAGACUGUGCGAGAACAAGUGCCGAGGUCACGAGCACCUCUCUUCCAUCAACAGCAGCGGCGAAGACAUGGCAGAGGGAAGGAAGGAUGCCGUGGUGCCGUUUUACUAUAGCCAUGUGUGGAAGAAUGUGCUUCUACUGGCUCUGAGCGCUGUUUGCGCGCCUGUGUCGGCAGCGCUGGUGUUGCUUGGUGUUGCAGUGUCGCGACUCCAGGGGCAGCACAACGCAACCUUUUCGAACGAGGAUAAGCAGCAUGUUGCGGCGGCACGAAGACGGAAAACUAUCCUCGUCACUGGGGUGUCCAUGACCAAAGGUCUGACGAUUGCGCGCAAUUUGUCGCAGCAUACACCGCAUCGCAUCAUUGGCGCCGACAUCUCUUCUUUCUCGCCAGGUCGCUUCUCCAGCGCUAUUGCGAAAUACAACCGUCUGGACACACCGAGUGGCGACGAUGCAGAGCCAUACAUUGACUCCAUUCUCUCGAUCAUCCAGCGCGAGAAAGUGGACCUAUGGAUCAGUUGCUCCAGCGUUGUCGCAGCCGUAGAAGAUGGCCAAGUCGUCCGCCUAGCAGAGAAGCAAGCAAGAGAACAAGGCCGCCAUUUCGAAGCCAUCCAGUUCCGGGAAGACGUUGUCGAAAAGUUCCAUGAAAAGGACAAGUUCAUCGACUACAUCGAGUCGCUUGGUCUCCCGAUCCCGGAAUCGCACCGCUGCACCAACCCACAUGAAGCGCUCGAUGUACUCAUGGGUGAGCUGCACAGAACGCCAACGAAACCAGGAAGAACGGUACCAAGACGACAGUUUAUCAUGAAACCCAUCGGUGUGGACGACAAGGCCAGGAACAACAUGAUGACGCUGCUGCCAUUCAAUACCCCAGACGCCACAGCCAAAUACAUCCACUCGCUCAACAUCACUAAAGAGAAUCCGUUCCAGCUCCAGCAAUUCAUCAAGGGAAGCGAAUACUGUACGCACGCCCUCGUCAUCCGCGGAAAAGUAAAAGCCUUCACCAGCUGCCCCAGCCUGGAACUCCUCAUGCACUACGAGCCGCUGCCUGCCUCGUCGCCCCUCAGCAAGAAGAUGCUCGGCUUUACCGAGCGCGUGUGCAAGGACGGCGGCGAAAGCUUCACUGGCCACCUAAGCUUCGACUUCUUAGUCGAGAACGACGAUAAAGGCGCAGCCGCCAAGUUCUACCCUAUUGAAUCCAAUCCGCGCGCCCACACGGCCGUCGUGCUCUUUGAGCAAACUCCCGAAAUGGCAGAAGCUUACCUCUCCAUCUUCAACAGUCCUAACCCCUUGUCGUCGAAACACAAGACUGGCCCUGUCUUCCCUCGCUCCCCGACGUACAGCUACUACUGGAUCGGCCAUGACUUGGUGUCUCUUGUUAUCCUGCCACUUCUUGAUUUACUGUUCGGCGCCGCGACAUUGCAGGGUGCUUUUAACGACUUAGCGACGUUUUGGAGUCAUGUUGUCGGUUGGAAGGAUGGGACGUAUUUGUUUGAAGACCCUCUGCCGUUUUUCGUUUUGUAUCACGUCUAUUGGCCUGCGAAGUUUUUGGAGGCGUUGAGGACAGGGAAGGCGUGGAGCCGGAUUAACGUUAGUACUACGAAGAUGUUUGAGGGAUGAGUAUGGCGCGAUGUGGGUCGGACUGUAGAAGAAAACGGGUUGAUGAGGGGUUACUGACAGCGUAAUGAGCGUUCCGAAUGUGUUUGUAGACCGUUUGUGAAGAGAAUUUGUGCCAUUGUCUAGACGUCUUAGCUGGCAUCACAUCGCACUGCUAUGCUAUGCUGUCUCAAAAGUACGAAUCUACGCGACCGCAACUCGUUAUUCGUGAAUCCCUCUUUACCAAGUACUCUCCUUCCCCCUCAGUCCAAACUCACAUCAGUCU